Messenger RNA from Misgurnus anguillicaudatus (oriental weatherfish), 2188 nucleotides. The record is from RefSeq and is a predicted model, not a curated record. NCBI's taxonomy places the organism in Eukaryota, Metazoa, Chordata, Actinopteri, Cypriniformes, Cobitidae.
CUGUGCUAGAGCUGACUGAGGCAAACUGUGUCCCACCAAACAAAAACAUCACAGUGGAGGUUGUAGCCAAACGUAAUAUCACCCCUCAGCAAUAUGUUCAAAGCGUUGCUAUCGCUAUUGUGUUUUCAUUUUUGGGUGGGAUUGGGAUUACCUUGGGAAUAAUUGCCAUUGUAUACCUAUAAACUCAAUAAGAAACCUAAACUGGUGCAGGAGGAAAAUAAAGCUGGGGAUAUGAUAACGUCUGACCCAGAAUCAAACCAGUGGAAUUUUUCUGAAGGAAAAAUAAGCCAUGCUCUGUACAACAGCAACACUAAAUCCCAUCAUUCCCAAGACAGAGAAGACUCCAUUUAUCACAUGGGACCAGAAAAACUGGACAAUCAUUUCACCUGCCACAAAUGCAACUCGACAAUCCUUGCGGUACGAAAGCAAAAACGAGAGAUUGCCAUGCAAAGAGCCAAUCACAUGGGAGGACAACAUGACAGAGAUGAUGAUUUGCCAGCCUAUGCAGCUAGUAACCAGUGUAAAGGGAAUGAUCGACAUUCUGCGUUGCAACAAAGGAUCAAAGACAAAAGUGUACAAAUACACAAUGAGAAGGGGUCAGGAAUUCAGAGCAGCCAGAAUUUAGGCAGUCGUGAUAUUCCUUCCCAACGUCGUGGGGGUUCAAACGACAUCUCAGCUGUCAAAAUACAACAGCUGGCCCUCAGUAAUCAUUUCUCAGCCCUCCAGAGAGGACCAUUUAGACCCACAGACCAAAUACACUACGAGUUGGUAACUCGUGGAAAUAACUCGCUGUUAAAACGCCAGGCUCAGGACAGUGGCGCUCAGCCAAUAUACAGAACCAUCAGCUGUCUGCACUGUCAUCAGACUUAUGAAUAUAAGCAAGCUGCGAGUAAUAACAAGAGCUUUCCGCUUCGAAAUCACUCUGAGAACGGACUUCAAAAUGAAGAAAAAAUGCAUGACGCUAUGCUAUACAGAGACGUCUUGGGAUAUAGAUCCAGCACUGGGAAAUGUGGUGAGAGUCAAUCCAGUGAGCUGGGAUUUAGGUUAGCCUCUCAAAGGAGUGUUACUUUUGAUCUAUCAGGAUCUGAGGAACGUGUCUUCACCAAGCCUACUGACAGACACAAAGGGGAGAGUAGGAUAAAAGGCUCGAAGACAUCUGCGCAGAAGAGCGACCGUAAAUCGGUUAAGACUAAAAGUAGCACGCAGGGGCAUUUAAAAACCCACAAAUCCAAAACACAAGCUAAGAAGACACUUAAGGUUAAAUUAAAUUUAAACCCUCUUCGAAAAACCAGGGUUCACGCCAAGUCUGGUGAUGAAGAGAAUGAAGAAGAAAAACUGAGAAGCAAAAAGCAAAAAUCUAAAAAAAAGACGACCGGCAGAAAAUCAAAGGAGAACAUUGAUGGCUCAGGAAAUGAGGUGGAUGAAGAUGCUCUAGACCAGGAUACAUCAUCCUCAAAAAAACAAAGCACAUCUUCCCAUAAAGCAAAACACUCUAAAAGUAAAAACAAAAUUUCAAGUUCCGAAUCUCAGGAUAUUAUUGAUGCUGCAAAAGAAAUUGUAACUGGUGCUACCCCAGAUGAAUCAGAAAAUAUAAUUCCUGUGGAGGGUGAAUCGCUGUUGACUGACAGUUUGUUAGAGACUCUUCUUGAAGGCCAAAGCCUGCAGAGCUCUGAUCCACCACUAACAUCCAAUUUAACAGACCUAAACAGUCAAUCAUAUAGCAGCACUACAGAUGCAACCGAAGCUCAGCAGCUGAAUAAUCCAAGUUUUGCCCUUCCUGUGAGUGAAUCCGCUGUUUCGCAGGACAUGGAUGAUCAGACUGGCAGUUUGGACCAAAUGAGCUCUCCGGCACCUGUUAUCCAAGAAUAUGUCUCUUCAGCUGAAGGGUCACCAAAGAGAAAGAUAAGACUCAUUCUACCUGAAAAAACAUCUAGGCCUCAAACAGCUCUAGAUAAGAAAAUCAGAUAACAUCACUGUAGCACAGAGACAUUUUUCACACCUAUUUUACAAUAGGUUUUUUAGUUUUGUUUUGAAAAAAGAAGAUAUUUUAAUGUACCUGUACCUGAGUUUUUUGCAACCCAUAGCCAUAAAUGUGAAAAAUCGUUUUGCACACAUUGUCGUAUGAUUUAAAAUCUGUUACACAUAAGCAACAUCAUGCACACAGUUAAUGAUCACUUUAUUUAACAAA